AUGGAUACAGAGGAGUUCAGUUUCCCAAGAAUCACUGAUACUUGUUCACACAACAUUGAUUCACCUCCUCUGUGGAAUCUGUCACCAGCAGCCUCUCCUAAUCCCUACCAAGGAAGCAAAAGAGCAGAAAAUGAUUGCUUUGGAGCAAAACUAGUUGCUGAGGUUCAUAGAAAGAGUUUUUCUUGUGUGGAAGAUAGAAGGAAAAAGAUUGGAUUGGACGAGGAAGAGGAGGACAAAAUGGACUUGUUGUGGGAGGAUUUCAAUGAGGAAUUGUAUUCAACAACAACAGGUUCUGCUACCUCUUCUUCAAGGGAAGUUGUUGAAUUGAGAUGUGCUCAAGGAUUAACAGUUGCCAAGAGUAGUAACAGUCAUCUACUCCCCACUAAGAACAAGGCAGCCAUGCUGGUGAUUGUGAAAGUCAUGAAGAAGCUUUUCUCCAUCCAUAAUUCUCAAGGUAGAUCAAGAAAGAAGGUGAGAUAA
Messenger RNA from Sphenostylis stenocarpa, 480 nucleotides. The record is from the annotation of a GenBank genome assembly. NCBI's taxonomy places the organism in Eukaryota, Viridiplantae, Streptophyta, Magnoliopsida, Fabales, Fabaceae.